This is a messenger RNA of Copidosoma floridanum, 1426 nucleotides long. RefSeq names its product rhythmically expressed gene 2 protein. The record is from RefSeq and is a predicted model, not a curated record. NCBI's taxonomy places the organism in Eukaryota, Metazoa, Arthropoda, Insecta, Hymenoptera, Encyrtidae. Gene Ontology annotation, cellular component: nucleus.
UCCUCGUUUGCUGUUACUUACAGCCCCUGUGCUCUCGUACAAAAAAUUUUUAUUUUUAUUUUACAGCUAAUAUAAUUGCACUGGUGUGUCGUGUCGAGCAGUGCAAAUUAUAUAACAGUCAUGAUCUUCGUGUAUCGUUAGGGCCAGAAGAAAUCGCCACUGCGUCCGAAUGAUCAAGUUUGCAUGUCGAUUUUCAGUUGGAUCGAAUAACGUGACACCUCCAUGACGAUGGGUUCGUGCCAUCAGGUGGUGCCGCGGCUGAUAACGUUCGACGUGACGGGAACGCUUCUGAUGACCAAAAUAAAGCAGCACUACGUCGAGGUGGCCUUGAGUUGCGGCUACGUCGGUCAGCUGGAUGGUCCGAGGCUCGAAAAAACCUUCCGAAAGAGCUUCAAGCGCCUCGAAGUCGAGCAUCCGAUUUACGGUAGGCAUACCGGUCUCGGCUGGGAAAGGUGGUGGCGAACGCUCGUGCACGAGGUCUUCCAGGAUCAGGAUCGCGGCAUCGACAAAAGCAAGCUUGAACAGAUCGCCUCGGGUCUGAUCGACUGCUACAGUUCAAAGCACUGCUGGCACAAGUACCCGGGCACCCUGGAGCUGCUGGAUAGCCUGCAUGGUCGGCGUGACCUCGUCCUCGGCGUCGUCUCGAACUUUGACGAGCGGCUCGGGAUUGUCCUCGACUCGACUGGGCUGCGCUCGUACUUUGCCUUCGUCCUCACCUCGUACGGUUUUGGGAUCCAGAAACCGAGCCCGGCCAUAUUUCAGGAGGCACUGCGGCUGGCGUCCCUGGGACUGAGCCGGGAGAUCAGGCCCGAGGAGGCCGUGCACGUUGGCGAUCGGCUGGACAACGAUUUUUUGGGGGCACGUGGGGCAGGCUGGAACGCAGUUUUGAUCGAUCGCGACGGCAAGAACGAAGAAGACCAACGGCUCGGCUCGAGAGACGUCGUCGUCGACUUUCGGGGCCUGAAGGAGUACUUUGACCGUUUGUUCGACAAGAAGGCGGUCUGCGACCGGUGAUCGGUCCAAGCACGUUAUUGCUCUCUGUUGGAUCGAGGAGCAAACUUUUUUUUUUUUUUUUUUACACAAUUCUGAUAUUGUAUAUGUAUACCGGUGCCAGAGAUGUAUUUCUCCAGCAAGAUAAAAAAACAUUGAGAUUUGUAACUACGAGUGCCAUACGGGAGCAACGGUUUAUUUUUCAAAGUCUCGAAUUUAGGGUGUGACAUAAUAGUGUAUAUGUAUCGCUCCUGUUAUUUAUUCAUGUGAUAUGUAUGUUGUCGAAGUGAUAGUCAACGUAAAGACUCGAUGUAUACUGAGAAGAGAUUAUUUUAUUUUUAUUUUCUUUUAACAUUCGUACGUACAUGUAUAUAUAUUAUUACCUAACACUUGUUGUCGACAAACAUGAUUGCGGAUUAUAACGUUAAAAAUCGAG